Molecule: messenger RNA, 465 nt
Organism: Aspergillus caelatus
Lineage: Eukaryota; Fungi; Ascomycota; Eurotiomycetes; Eurotiales; Aspergillaceae
Exons: 3
Coding region: 1-465 (154 amino acids)
Source: RefSeq, a predicted model, not a curated record
AUGGAGGUCAUGUUCAAGAAAAUCGAUAGCGGCGACGCCAGGCAGUUCGUUAGCGAGGGGGAGAAACAGGCCCUGGGGCAGCUGGACCUUAGCGGCAAGGGGAACAUUAUUGCUACGCAUGUAACCAGCUCGAAGAUUAGAAACGCCCGUGGUACGCGUGAGAAGUACCCGAGUCAAGAGCAGGUUAUGGGAAACAGUGCGACUGCGGUUGCCCAAACGUUUCGUUGGUUUGCUGCGACUUCAGAGUCAGAUAACAAAGAUAAAGGAGGAGAAUCCGAUAAAACUGCCCACACUUCUUUAUGUCAGAAUUCCACGAGUUCUGUCGUCUGGGGCUCACCCCGUUUCGCAGCCGCAGAGUGGUUACAUCGCUCGGCAUACUCAUGGGGUGGCUUAGGGGGUCAGAAUCCUGGGACGUCCCAGAUAUUUCGAAACUUGGUUUUUGGAACCAGCGAAACUCCAUCAUGA